This is a messenger RNA of Austrofundulus limnaeus, 1596 nucleotides long. RefSeq lists its product as uncharacterized. The record is from RefSeq and is a predicted model, not a curated record. Lineage: Eukaryota; Metazoa; Chordata; Actinopteri; Cyprinodontiformes; Rivulidae. Bases 51 to 797 code for a protein of 248 amino acids. The transcript has 4 exons.
GAAAAUUCACUGACCCGAGAAAACAAAGUGAGACACCAGGGCUGCAGGAAAUGCUCCGUUUUCUCUGCUGUUGUUUCCCCACUGGCGAGAACUUCAACAACGAGAGACAGCCUCUGCUGCACCCCAGGUCUCCAUCUGAGGUGAACGGAGCUGAAAGUGCCAGGCAGACCCGCCCAGCUCACCACGACUCCCAGAGGAGGGUCGGCAGGCUGAUGGUGAGGCGAGUCGACGUGCCGGAGCUGGAUCAGAGGUUCGCCGAGGUGGAGGAGUGCUUCAACCAGCAGCAGGAGCACUAUGAGACCAUGGUUCGACACGUCAAAAACCUGAAACAGAGCUACGGYUGUGCCAGGGAUGAUGACCUGACCUUUGCUGAAUGCGUGAAGGUGGUCCGUGAUGAGCACCAGGCUGAGUAUCGUGUUUCUUUGAAGAUGAAGGGCUAUGACUUCUCCCUGGCUGUGGAUCCUGUUGGAUCGGAUGAAAAUGAAGACAAACCACUGCCCACGGCACUGCGGUGGGCACAGGAUGAAAUCAAAGCGCUUUCUGACCACGCUAAGGCCACCGUCUCAAUGGGCACCACGCUSCAGGAGCUAAUCGGGUGGCUCCUCCGUAGCCACGGUCACAUGACCAUGCAGGUGAAGGGGGCGGCGGGAASCUACCAGGAGCACGGAAGGCUGAGCGAAAACCUGGAGGAGAACUUGAGGGAAGUGAGRAGAGCGAAGGAGUUAUCGCAGAGGUACAGGAAACAGGCUGCAGACGUUUACACCGAGGCYGCACAAAUAGCUGGAGUUAGUCUGUAAUUCAGAUAAGGCAAGGGUUUAUUUGAACAAAAAGAUAUAUUUGUGUAAUAAAACAUUUUAGCUGCAACACGGGCUCCAUCAGCAAUAGAAAUAAGCUGCAACAUUUUAAAUUAUACACGUUUGGUAUGAGUUAGAAAAGUAGAAAAAACAUUGGAUCACAAGCAUUGAAACUAAUUUAAGAUAAAUCUUUAGUUUCUACAGAUUGGAGAGUUUAGGCUUUGCCACUUUGAUGACAAAYGCCAUUWUGUGUCUUUUUAUGUUCAUGUYGUAAAUUUGGGCUGAUUGCUAACCRUUGUUUUGUUUUACYUCUGAUUGCUGUUGUUUUGUUUCCCUUGUAUUCAUUUUGUUUCUGCUUGURUUUUUGCUUCCUUUCAACAAUGUUGUCUAUCUAUUAACAACUGGGGUUGGAACAACUGCUUGUCACAUACUCUUUGUGCAUUCAUUACCUAAAAUAGAAAUAAAAGAAUGAUUAAAACGAAAUAAUUCCAUGUUAUGUAGUCGUAACAUAUAACAAGGACAUAAAUAUUUUGAAAUAAUCCUGUUAAAAGUUAUACUAAUGUUGUUAGUGCACAUUUUACUUUAGCAGCCUGUGAAUGUAUUUACAGCCUGUGAUACAGCCUGUGAAUGUAUUUACAGCCUGUGAUACAGCCUGUGAAUGUAUUUAAACUAUUGCAAAUUCUGUUUUUUUUUAAUGAAGUGAUCACUUUUCCUAGAUUACAAGGAUUAAACACUUGGUGGAGAGGGAUCUCUCUCCAAAUACACAACUUUCUUCUUGCAUUUUUUUAUUAAAUUGUAUCCA